AAAUUUUCAGUUUUGAAACCACCCGUACACCCCCAAUUCACUCGGUAUUAAUUUGUAAUGAUUUUAUACAUAUAUAUAUACUCAACACAUGUUGAUCCUACUUAAUUUCUAAAAGAAAAAGAAGUUUGGGGUAUUACAACAAGGCUCAGAUCGGGGAAAAUCUGUGCAGGUCAAAGUGGUUCGGGCACGAAUUGUCAUCCCUAGUUUUAUGGAUAUUUUUUUCCAUUAUAUGACUUUUCGAAAGAUUGGGCAUCAAUUGAUCCCAAAAUUUGGUGGGUUAUGUGCGGAGCUUCCACUCUUACUUUGCAAACACUAGCAUUGAAAUGAUUGGGUCAAUCCUCAUAUUCAUCUUGUUUGGAAUGGAAUUGGAGCACAUAUCCAUUCAUUCAUUCAAUGAAGAGGAAUAAGAUACUGCCACAUCGUGCUGAAGAAUUAGUAUUUGUACACACUAAUCUUUGUUUUCUAUCGAGGAAAAGUCAUCAAUAUAUGACAGAUGAAAAUAAGAUGUGGGACGUUGGUGGAGAUGCUUUUGAUUUUAUGGAUGAUGCAUGUAUCCUAGAGAUUUUGGACGUCUCUUGAUGAACCCGAAAUGGAAUGAGUUCUUUUCAUAGAAGAUGUUGAUCGCGGUGAUGAUGAUGAUGAUGAUGUUGCUUAACUGAUAGACUAGUAUAUUUAUUUAUAUUAUUGUGAACAUGCUUUAUAAGUAGUGUUGCAUUGACUUCUAUUACAAUUGAAAUAUGAAUGGAGUUAUUUAUAUUAUAAUUUAUAAUUAUAGCGUAUGCUUGUAAAAUAUAUAAAUAAAUAAAUGUUUUGUAUUUGCCGAGUCCCCCGCACCCGCAUCCUGAAUCCUUUGAGAAUUUAUGAAUUCCUGUGUCAUCGUAUCCCUUGUAGCCGCAUCCGAGUCAGUGCCACCUUACUCCCUAGUAGACUGGAUUGGACUAGUGGGACGGAACGAGGGCUUAUGGGCCGGGUCGGGCAAGCCCAUAAGUUGCAACGAAUCAUACAAAGUUAUCGGAGUUGCCAAACCCGACGCCCGCAGAGCUACCCGAUAAUAGUUGAUCCUUCAUUAAGAAUCCAAGUUUUGGAGUAAAUAAUAUCAUUUUUGUAUGUUUACUGCAUUCCUCUUUCCCUGCAAAUUCAAUUCAUGGCCUUCCCUGGCGAGGUCGGCUUGCAGUUGCUGCUUUCCCCCCUUGGUUCCAACGUAGUUGUCCGAACAGCUUGUUGCACAGUUGGGCUUGUUUUACCUGAUUACUCAACAUUUAAGGCUAUUGAGAACAAGGAUCAGAAUGAGCAACAAAAGUGGCUUCUCUAUUGGGCAGCCUAUGGAUCUUUUAGCAUAGCAGAAGUGUUUACAGACAAACUACUCUCCUGGUUUCCACUAUAUUACCACGUGAAGUUUGCUUUCCUUGUGUGGCUACAACUUCCAUCAAUUAAUAAAGGCAUGAAAUACCAGCCUGAUGAAGUGCUUGUUUCUGAACAGGGAGCUAGGCAACUGUAUAUGAGCCAUCUGCGCCCAUUCUUACUAAGACAUCAAGCUAGACUUGACCAAAUUGUGGAUCUUGUGUACUCUGAAAUGGGUAAGUUUGUCAGUAAGCAUCAAUCAGAGAUCCAGUUUGCAAGGGCCCUUAGUAUCAAGAUUCUGAGAUCAGGGAAAUUGUUCACCCAAGGCAAACUCAGAUACAUGGUACCAUUGAAGGACCAAGAAGACAAAUACAGGAUGCACCACCUGAUGAUGAUGAUGAUGAUGAUGAUGAUGAUGAUGAUGUUGAAGAGUGAUGCUUACUUUAUAAGAUGCUUCAGUAUUAUUAUGUAGGAUGCCAGAAUUUUGGUUUUAGAGAAAGAGAAGUAGGUCUGAUAAUAUUUUUCACAUUUUUGAUUGCCUUAAUGUAAAUGCUAUUUCGCUUGCUUCCAUGAGCUCAAAUCUUUUUUAAUUAAAUUUCUUUCCCUCUGGUUUAUCUGCGUUGUAAUUACACAUUACUGUUUAAGAUCUUGGAAACCUGUUGUGUCAUCAACAAAAGUCGGUUGAUGGAUUUACUUGUA
Molecule: messenger RNA, 2040 nt
Organism: Tripterygium wilfordii
Lineage: Eukaryota; Viridiplantae; Streptophyta; Magnoliopsida; Celastrales; Celastraceae
Product: HVA22-like protein k
Exons: 8
Coding region: 1145-1813 (222 amino acids)
Source: RefSeq, a predicted model, not a curated record